AGAAAGAGGAAGCUGUGACAGUUGCCACACAGGGAAUGAAUCUGCAGUAUAGGCUUCCCUCGCAAGCCAACUUGCACUGUGCAGAGGAUUCCUGGGGACACGCAGCGUUGGUCGACUGAUCGCUAUCUGGGAGUCAGACAUGCACAGAGCAUUUGACGUCUGGCGCCUCGGACCAAAAGACUAAAUCAAGCGAGGAAGGAGUGGAUAUAUGUGGACCUGUGGGGAGGCGUGAGCGGAGAAACAUUCCUCUGAACCGGUACCGGUGAACCCCGGACCCUUCCACUUCUGGUCUGUUCAGAAGAGCAAGGCACUUGUGGCAUGACGACGACUAACAAAGGAAAUAAAGCCUUGAAGGUGAAGCGUGAGCCGGGGGAGAAUGGCACCACCCUCACAGACGACGAGCUGGUGACCAUGUCAGUGCGGGAGCUGAACCAGCACCUCAGAGGGCUCACCAAAGAUGAGAUCCUGCAACUGAAACAACGGCGGCGCACCCUGAAGAACCGGGGCUACGCCGCCAGCUGCCGGGUGAAGCGAGUCACCCAGAAGGAGGAGCUGGAGAAGCAGAAGACCCAGCUGCAGCAGGAGGUGGACAAACUGGCCAAUGAGAAUGCUUCGAUGCGCAUUGAGCUGGACGCUCUGAGGUCUAAGUACGAGGCGUUACAGACCUUUGCCAGGACUGUGGCGAGGAGCCCGACUGUCGGGGUCGGGGUCAGGGCUGGAGGGGGAGGAGGAGGGGGAGGGAUGGCGUCAUCGGUCAUUGGUCCGCUCAUACCGGGGAAGAUGGCAACAGCCACGAGUGUGAUUACAAUAGUGAAGUCAAAAACAGAUGCACGGUCUUGAGGGAGGGAGAGAUAGAUGAAGGCAUGCAGGUCGGGAUGCAGUUCAGGUGCGACGGCGUAAUUCUUCCUCUCUGCUGGCCGCCUCUCCUCCACCUGCACUGAUGUCAAACAGCCAGGCAGUGUCCACCACUUUGGCUCAGCAUGUUCCUGUCACCUGUAUCAGAUCAGUGCAGGCGAAGGAAAGGAAGGAAGCAGAGGAAGAUUAUUGAGACUAUAAAGAUGGAAGUCCUUGGUCAGAGCAUGAUCAUUUAGCACAGGACAGAUACACAGGGUUCCUACGGUCACUGAAAGCCUGGAAAAGUCAAAGAAUUAUUUAAGAUUAGUUUUAUUCCAGGCCAGGGGGGGGGGAAAUCCAAAAUAAUGUCAAUGCCCAAAACACGUAAUCAUGCAAUUUUGUUCAGUUGCUACUAACGUCAGUCAAGAGUUCAGUGUCAAGUGUAACUGCUGGUAGUUCAAGAUAUCUAUGAAUUCAUAAAAAUCUCGUGGCACAUUUACACACUAGAUUUGAAGUGCUCGAUUGCCCCGAACCAAGAUGUAGAACAUUUCAAUUUGAUAGACCAACAAAAAUAUUCUAACACAUGCGUUGUAUAUGUAUGAGACUCAAAAAAAGAUGAUACUAUUAUGUUAAAUAACUGGAUUAGAUUGACACAAGAGUGUUGGGUCCCUGAGCUCCAAAAUAAUUCCAAAAGAUUUCAUGUGACCUGAUGAUUUCAGUGGCUGAAGAGAAGUCCCAUCAUGCUCGACCCUAGCCAAGAACUUUUUUCACAAAAGAACUAUAUAAAAAAUAUAUAUAUUACACACUGGUGGUAACUGUAUUUCUACUGUUUUGUACUGUGUUGUCAUUCACAUGAGGUCCAAAGUGUAUUCUCUGUGUGUCAACUGUUAUAUAUCAGGAAUUCUGUGAAAUUCUGUGGCGCUUGUUCGUUUUGGUAUUGCUAUAUUUAGUUAGCUGUAUUUUUUCUACGCUCUCUUCACUUUCUAUGUCCAACUCUCU
Messenger RNA from Anoplopoma fimbria (sablefish), 1833 nucleotides. RefSeq names its product v-maf avian musculoaponeurotic fibrosarcoma oncogene homolog Gb (gene mafgb). The transcript has 4 exons. The record is from RefSeq and is a predicted model, not a curated record. Lineage: Eukaryota; Metazoa; Chordata; Actinopteri; Perciformes; Anoplopomatidae. Gene Ontology annotation, cellular component: nucleus. Gene Ontology annotation, biological process: regulation of epidermal cell differentiation; regulation of transcription by RNA polymerase II. Gene Ontology annotation, molecular function: DNA-binding transcription factor activity, RNA polymerase II-specific; RNA polymerase II cis-regulatory region sequence-specific DNA binding. Bases 319 to 840 code for a protein of 173 amino acids.